This is a messenger RNA of Metarhizium robertsii ARSEF 23, 1203 nucleotides long. RefSeq names its product delta(24)-sterol C-methyltransferase. The transcript is spliced from 3 exons. Gene Ontology annotation, molecular function: sterol 24-C-methyltransferase activity. NCBI's taxonomy places the organism in Eukaryota, Fungi, Ascomycota, Sordariomycetes, Hypocreales, Clavicipitaceae. Gene Ontology annotation, biological process: ergosterol biosynthetic process. The record is from RefSeq and is a predicted model, not a curated record. Gene Ontology annotation, cellular component: endoplasmic reticulum. Bases 1 to 1203 code for a protein of 400 amino acids.
AUGUCCAGCCGGACGUUGGUAUCGGAAAAUGACGCGAGGCACGCUGCCUUCGACAAGAUUCUCCAUGGCGCAUCGUCCGAGUCCCGCGGCGGCUUGCGUGCCAUGAUGGGCAAGGACCGAGGCGCCAACGAGGCGGCCGUGAAGGAGUAUUUCCAACACUGGGACAACAAAAAGGCCCAGGACGAGACCGAGGCCGUCCGCCAGGCUCGAGCCGACGACUACGCUAGCCUGACUAGACAGUAUGGCUUACUUGCAACCCCUUCCCGUGCCCCUUCUCGCACGAGUGUACCUUUGUACCGGUACUACAAUAUCGCGACGGAUUUUUACGAAAACGCCUGGGGCGAGUCGUUCCACUUUUGCCGCUUCGCGCACGGCGAGGCAUUCCCCCAGGCGAUCGCCCGGCACGAGCACCUUCUCGCCGCGCACGUCGGCCUCAGGAAGGGCAUGAAAGUGCUGGACGUCGGCUGCGGCGUGGGCGGCCCAGCGCGCGAGAUGGUCAAGUUUGCAGGAUGCCACGUCACCGGGCUCAACAUCAACGAGUACCAGGUCCAGCGGGCCAAGUCGUACGCCGAGAAGGAGGGACUGGCCGAGAGGCUGGAUUUCGUCCAAGGGGACUUUAUGAAAAUGCCGUUUCCGGAUGACUCCUUUGACGCCGUGUACGUGAUUGAAGCGACGUGCCAUGCGCCCUCGCUCGUUGGCGUAUACCGCGAGAUCAACCGCGUUCUCAAACCAGGCGGCAUGUUUGGCGUCUACGAAUGGCUCAUGACGGAGACUUAUGAUAACGAGGACCUUGAACAUCGCCGAAUCAGACUUGAUAUUGAACAGGGAGACGGUAUCCCGCAGAUGUUUGGGGCACGUGAGGGACUGGCGGCUAUAAGGGAGGCCGGCUUCGAGCUGGUCUACCAUGAGGAUCUCGCGGCCACGGACAGCGGUCCCGCGCCAUGGUACUGGCCGCUCGGGUCAGAUCUGAGUUACGCGCAGAAUUUUUGGGAUGCGCUGACCGUCUUGAGAAUGAACCGCUGGGGGAGGGUGGUGGCGCAUGCGUUUUUGCAAGCCCUUGAGAUGGCGAGGAUUGUGCCGUCUGGCACAAAGAAGACGGCCGAGAGUCUGGGCAGGGCGGCCGACGCCUUGGUCGAGGGCGGGAAAAGGAAGUUGUUCACUCCCAUGUAUCUGAUGGUUGGGAAGAAGCCGGGGGUGGCUUGA